GUGCCUGUUUGCAUCCAUGUAUGAUGUAUGUAUACUUUUCCCGUUUUAGGGUAAGGUUAAAAUCCAAAAAGGAAAACAAAUAUCAGCACAAGUUCGAGCGUAUUGCGCGCGCAGCUGGGAUAUCGCGUUCCAACUUGUCUCGCGUCGGAGCCCUAUAAAUAGCGGACACACCGACCUUGCAGUCAGUGCUCGCUCGGUGAGCAAGGUGCAAACAGUGAAGCAAUUGAAAGUGCCUCUCUACCAUCUUGAAGCAUACUUGUGCAUUAAAGGAAAGAAGUUAUUGAAAUUCGUUGUGCAAAAUCAUUAGUGUUUGUGGUUAGUCAACAAUUAUUGGAUUAAUAAUAAGAAUACACUGUGAAGAAUAAAACAUUUAGGAGAGACUUGAAGUGUCGCCCUCGCAGCCAAUCCUUCUCAGCAAACUUUUCCUCGAGAACAUGGCUGACAAAACUCCACCUUACAUUCCGGAGGAUUACCUUCCCCUGGAGGAAGAGACUGCUCUUCGAUCUCAAGUUGUUCGAACCAACUCAUUGUUCUGUCAGUCUCUACUGCGGGAAAUGUCUGAGAAUUCAUUGAUUUUGCUUCCCAAAGCAAAAUCAGAUAAAGAUUUAGCCAAGAGUGAUUAUUUCUCUUCUGAAUCGAAAGAAAAUUCGAACGUGACGCCGGAUUCGUUAUUCAAAUUAAUAAGGCGAUGCAGUGGCAUGAAGACUUCAGUAUCAGGAAAUAUGUUCAAUGACCAGAUAGAGAAAAUAUCAAGCAAUGUGCCUUCAGAUAUUUCAUCAGAGGAAACGUCAAAUAAAACGGCGCCUGAACUACCGAUGGAAAGAUUCUGCAGCACAAAUAGAGACAUUUCCGCCAAAGAAGUGGAGGUUCUAUCAAGUCAAGUCCCGUCUAAAGAAUCCUCUCUGAAGAGGUCGAGGAACCUAUCUAGUGAGGGAGAAUCUGAGGAUUCAUUCGAAAAGAGAGCUAGGGUUUCAGCAGAGGAAAUUGGUACAGGAGAGCAAGGAAAGGAAAUGUUUCUUAUUUCACCGGUUAUGUCACCAAUGACACAAGACAUGCCACCUGAGGCUCCAUCAGAAGGAACUAUGACAGAAACAAAUGUAGAAUGCGGGGUCUCGCCUAAUGAAGAUAAGUCAGAAGGCCAAGUAGCAGAGGAAGAGGUAGAGAAAUCUGAGGCCAACAUGACCAGUGAGGAAUCCAUGGAUGUUCCAAGUGUGGAAUCUGGGAAAAUGUCUCAGAGUUCAUCAUCUGUGCCAGAUCAACAGGUGUCAAUCGCUGUUGAUAAAGAAAAAAGUUCUGAAGGCGACAGGUGUUCAAUUUGUGGAAAAAGAAAUUGUCCUUCAGAUCCUAAACUGCGUUCGAAAAUAACCACUACCAGUGAGAAAUCCACAGAUGUAACAACUGCAGAAGCUGAGAAAUGUCUCAGAGUUCAUCUGCCAGAUCAACAGCAGGUGUCAGUUGCUAUUGCUGAAGAAAAAUCUUCUGAAGGCGACAGGUGUUCGAUUUGUGGGAAAAGAAAUUGUCCUGCAGAUCCUAAACUGCGUUCGAAAAUAAGCCAAAUGCCCAUGCCCCAAAAGUCACUUGUUGGGAAACCAAAGUCUCCACGAAAGUCCAAGUUCUCCCAGGUUAAUGUUAUGAAGGUGAAGAAGACGAAGACUCCAUUCAAACACUGCAUUUAUACUCGAAGUUUAACAAACAGAUUGGCUAAACGCAUCGCUAAUCACACACCACUUCAUGUCUUCAAGUUAAAGGGUCAGCUCUUCAAAGCAGUGGAAGAUGGAGAUGUGGUAAAAGUGCAGGAAUUAAUACAAGAUACAGGAGCAGCUGUGAGGAAAAACAAGAGCAGAUGCACACUCCUUCACACUGCAGCGUCUCACAACCAAGCGGAUGUGGUGAUGUUUCUGCUGAAAUUGAUCAGUCCCAAUAUUACCAACGAGGAGGGACAGACUCCAGCUCACGUGGCCGCUGAAAAGGGUCACACGCAAGUGCUGAAACUUUUAAUGAGUGACUCUGACUUCGAUGCCGACAAACGGGAUAAUUGCCACAACACAGUAAAAACCCUACUUGGUGGCCAUCUGUUCAAGGCCGUAUUAGAAGGGAACAAGAAAGAAGCAGAAAGACUGUUGGCAGUUGGUGCAGACCCAGACAGUCACGGUGGAAAGCUGGUGAAUGGAGUGUUGGCACGAGAGCUUGGAGUGACUACAGCUGGCCUCCUUGCCAGUGCCCUGAAUAUGGAAUGGGCUGUAACCAUGUUUGCCAAGAAUGCAAGAAAUGAUAAAACCGGUGAAACUGGCCUUCUGACAUCAGCUGUCUCAAACUCUGUGCAGCUUAAAGUUCCCUCACGACAAUUUCGUGUGAGACAUGCAACGGCAAUUCAAGGAGGUGCUGAUGUGUACAAGAUGGACAAGGAGGCACGAGGCUUUGUUCGCAUCUUGAACUUCAGUUGUUUCAAGGACAGAUCCGACCUGAACCUUCAGCAACUCGACUACGAUGCUUGCAUAAUGUCAGAUGUAUUUGAUAAGAUGGGAUACAUGUGUAAAACACACUCGUCACUCACGGCUCAGCAGACUAAGGAGGUCAUGAAAAACAUUAGGGAUGGUGAUGAGCUAACAGACGUCGGAUGUGCUAUAUUUGUCAUUUGUGGAUAUAGUGUAAAUGGCAGGAGUGUUCUUACGUCUGACAUGAAAUGUGUAGACAUCGACUAUAUGUUGAAUGCGUUCAAAGAUUCCGAAUGUCCUCAGCUCAAAAACAAACCCAAACUUUUCAUCUUUAACUUGUUUAACAUGAAUGAAGUUAUCGAGACUUCAAGCAGUGAAAGUCCAAAAGUGAUGAGGUUGACAGAUCCCCUGAACGACAUGGCUUGUCUAUAUUCGAACAGCAUUGGUGUGAACUGCGUCCCGAAUGGGAAAGGAACCUCCUUCAGCUGGUCCUUGUGUCGCACUUUGGCAGAACAUGCUGCUGAGCAUGAACUUUGUGAUUUUUACAGAGAAUUCCUGAAAGAAUACAACAAGAGCUCUCCUAGUUUCUCACCUGAAUUGAGGUACUUUGGCUUCACCAAGAAAUUCUUCUUUAAUCCUAUGUAAAUUGAAUGAGACCUCUUGAAAGAGUU
Penaeus vannamei (Pacific white shrimp) is the source of this 3106-nucleotide messenger RNA. Lineage: Eukaryota; Metazoa; Arthropoda; Malacostraca; Decapoda; Penaeidae. The record is from RefSeq and is a predicted model, not a curated record.